This is a messenger RNA of Petromyzon marinus (sea lamprey), 3564 nucleotides long. RefSeq names its product putative RNA-binding protein 19. Gene Ontology annotation, molecular function: mRNA binding. NCBI's taxonomy places the organism in Eukaryota, Metazoa, Chordata, Hyperoartia, Petromyzontiformes, Petromyzontidae. The record is from RefSeq and is a predicted model, not a curated record.
CCCUCCGCUUCACCCCUCCGCCCCCCCCCCUCUCCUCAACCACGUGACCGUGACCACGUGCUCCCCCGUGUGUGCAUCGUGGAGACGCGGCGUGGGACCGGUGCGGAGUCUCUAACUCGGAGUUCAACUCGCCGAGAGCCCGUGGGGGAGGGGAGUUCGCUUUUUUUUAACUCCCCUCGCACGCCAUGUCUCGCCUCAUCGUCAAGAACCUGCCCAACUCGAUGACGGACACGCGCUUGCGCGAUCUGUGCACCGAGUUUGGCGCCGUCACGGAUUGCCGGAUCCGGAGGGACGCCGCCGGGAGGUCACGUCGCUUCGGGUUCCUCGGCUUCUCCAGCGAGGACAGCGCCCAGCAGGCCCUGGGGGCGCUCAACGGCUCCUACGUGGGCAGCUCGCGAGUCACGGUGGAGCUUUGCAAGCCCCUGGGGCAGUUCACAGGAAGCGGGCGGCACAAAGCUUCCCAGAAUGCUGAGCGGCGACCAAAGGGGGACGGCUCAUCCGCCAAGGCCAAGACGCCAGCAAAGAAAGGGAAACCAACAGGAGCCCUGGGAGAAGUGCAGACGGACUCCGGAUUCUCCGAGUUCCUGGAGGCUCACGUCAACCGCGCCGAGUCCACCUUCUGGGGCAACGACGAUUGUACGCUUGGUCGCCACCCCGCGGCCAAGAAGGGCGUUGGCGACGCCGAUGACGACGCCGAUGACGGCGGCAAGGCCAAAUCAAGACCCAAACGUUCGGCGGCGGGCAAACCUGGCGGAGCAACGCGCGUGCAGAGAGAGACGACCGGAGCCAAGGCUGACUACCUGAACUUUGACGACGAUGACGACGGCGACGACGGCGACGACGGCGAUGACGGCGAUGAUGGCGGAAAGGCAAGGAAGGAAGAAGUGAAACCCGCCAACAUGAAGCAGCUCUCCGACCUGGAGUACCUCCGAACGAAGGUGGUCAAGGCCCUCGGCAGCGACGACGACGACGACGACGGCGAUGACGGCGGUCACGGCGAGGAGGAGGAGGAGGUGGAGGAGGAGGAGGGUGGUGACGGUGGAGAAGGAGGUGGCGGUGGAGCGAGGAAGUCGGACAGCGAUUACGAGACGGGCGGGGAGGGAGGGGCCCGGGCCGACAAGGUGAAGCAGCAACGGCGGCGACGACGAGGGAAAGUCACUGAAGAGGUGUCCGAGCCGAAAGUCGUUUUCACAGCAAAGCUACGCGGGGUCCCUUUCAACGUCAAAGAGGAUCGCAUUCGCGAGUUCUUUCUGCCUCUGCGCCCGGAGUCCGUGCGUAUCGUCACCACCAAACAUGGCUCCCGCACGGGCUACGUGUUUGUCGAUUUCAAGUCUGAGGCGGACCUCCGCAAGGCUCUAAAGCGCAACAAGGACUACAUGGGCGAGCGCUACAUUGAGGUGGCACGUGACACGAGACCGGGGGGCAAGCCCCCCCCACCGGGUGCCCCCACCCCCCGGGGCCUCCCCGGCCCCCCAGAGGAUGGUCUCCCCGCCCCCGAUGUGGGCGACACCGGGCGGCUCUUUGUGAGGAACCUGCCCUACACCUGCAGCCAGCACGACGUGGAACAGCUGUUCAGCAAACACGGGCCCCUGUCGGAUGUUCGUUUUCCCCUGGACACGAUGUCCGGCCGCCCCAAGGGCUUCGCGUUUGUUGGGUUUGUGCAGAGCGAGGACGCCGUACGUGCCCUCGCUCUGCUCGACGGCUCCAUCUUCCAGGGUCGCAUGCUGCAUGUGCUGCCCGCGAUGGUGAGGAAGGAGGAGGAGGGUGAGGAGGUGGGCCCCACCUCGUCCACCUCCUCGUACAAACGCGACAAGGAGAAGCGCGACAAAGCAAGCUCCCACAACUGGAACGCUCUGUUCCUGGGCAUCAACGCAGUGGCAGACGCCAUGGCCACCGCUUACGGCACCAGCAAGAGGCGCGUGCUGGACCACGAGACGGAGGGCAGUGCGGCGGUGCGGCUGGCCCUGGGGGAGGCGGAGAUCGUCACGGAGACGCGGCGCUUCCUCGAGGAGGCCGGAGUCCAGCUCAACGCGUUCGGCCAGCCCACCUCGUCACGGAGCGACCGCGUCUUCCUCAUCAAAAACCUCCCGGCCAGCGCGGACUUCACGCGCGACGACCUCCACGCCAUCGUCGCGGGCGGUGGAGACGACGACGACGACGAAGACGACGACGACGCCGGCGGUGGCGGUGGCGGUGGGGGUGGCGGUGGGGGUGGGGGGGCGGGUGGGGACGCGCGGCACCGUGCCCUGGGGGCCCUGCUGGGCCGCGCCGCGGGGCCCGGGGGCCUCUCGCGCCUCCUGCUGCCCCCCCGCGGCCUCACGGCGCUGGCCGAGUUCUUGGGGCCCGACGCCGCCAAGAGGGCCUUCACGCGGCUGGCCUACAGCAAGUUCAAGAGCGUGCCUCUCUUCCUCGAGUGGGCGCCCAUCGACGUGUUUGCCAAGAGGUCGCAGGAGGUCGGAGGGCAGCCGGACGCGGGAGUCGGGGGUCAUGUGGAGGUCACGGGUCAGGCCCCCGGACGCCCCCCCCGCGGCUCCCAGCAGCAGAAGAGGAAAGAGGAGGAGGUGGAGGAGGAGGAGGAGGAGGGGAGAGCAACGGCGGUGGAACCAGAAGGAGUGAGAGGCAAGGAAACAAAACCUGGCAAGGACGAUGAUGAUGAUGAUGACGACGACGAAGAUCAGCAUCUUCCUGGCUGCACCAUCUUCAUCAAGAACCUCAACCUCCUCACCAGCGAAGAGACUCUUCAGCAGGUGUUCUCGAAGUGUGGCCGUCUGCGCAGCUGCAGUUUGUCUCGCAAGACAAACACGUCUGGAGAGAAGCUGUCGAUGGGCUAUGGGUUUGUGGAGUUUCGUGAGCCAGCAUCGGCUAAAAAAGCUCUCAAGACCCUCCAGCACGCGAUGGUGGACAACCACAAGGUGGAGCUGAAGAUAUCGGAGAGAGCGACACGGAGUGGCACGGGGUCCCCACGGGCCCCCAAGGACCCCGUGGCCCCGACCGCCCCCGCCCGCUGCUCCAAGCUGCUCGUGAGGAACGUCCCCUUCCAGGCCAAGGCCCAGGAGAUACGCGAACUCUUCAGCACGUUUGGGGAACUGCGCUCCGUGCGGUUGCCCCGGAAGCCGGGUGCCGGCGCUGGCACUAACCACCGCGGCUUCGCCUUUGUGGACUUCAUCAGCACGCGCGCCGCCCGGAGGGCGAUGGCGUCUCUGUGCAGCAGUACCCAUCUGUACGGACGCCGCCUCGUCCUGGAGUUUGCCUCCGAGGGGACAGAGCACGACCUCGACACCGCCCGCCGGAAGUCGACACUGCUAGGAUCUUCUGCGCCAAAGAAGCGCCGCUCGGAGUUGCUCGAUGACAUCAUGAGGAUGGUGGAGGGAGGGGAGGGGGCGGAGGGGGAGGAGGACACGUGACAGUCUCCCCCCCCCCCACCCCGUGCACGUGCACCACCCCCCCACCCCCCCACAGAUUUUAAACCUCUCUUAGUAAUGUAAACACGGGGUGAAUUCGUGCAUCAGUGUGUGUGUGUCUGAGUGUGCGUGGGGAGCGAUAGUGUAGCGGUUAGCGCGCUGC